AUGGCAAGCUCAAGCGCAAACUACUCUGCGAGUUCACCUUCCAUACUUCCUCCAUCACCGGGAAGACAUAAGACAGUCUCAUCACACUCUGUCGGUCAAUCUCGUUCACCUCGAAUACAAUCUUCACCUAUACUCUUACAACCUUUACCUCCUACUUCAUCACUGACGAAGGAAUCAGUCUAUGCAUCAGAACUGGAACUCGACAAACAGACUCGUCAAUUGAAACAGGAAACACAACUGGCAGAAGCUCUACAAGAUCAACUAUGGUCUGUUGAACGUGCAGCAAUUAGGGAUGCACAAGGAACAUGGUCCAAAUUGCAAAUGCAAUCACAAUCAAACGGUAAAGGUAAAGGUAGACGUGAUUCAUGGGGUGAAUCAAAUGGGUUUAAUCAUCCUCCACAGGCAUAUGAACUUUAUAGAGCAAUCGAUAAACAUGAUAUUGAAUUCAUAAUGAGAAUAAGAGAUCAUGCUUUUGAUAUAUUGUUACAGAAAAACGGCAAUGAAUUCCCGAUUGUCUAUGCAUCUAGAUUAGGUGAGAACUGGAGAGAUAUCGUGAUAUUACUCGUAGGAGCUUUAUCAAGAUAUGUAAAUCAUCUUGAGCCUGAAGAUUUCGAAAAGAAGGAAACGUUGAGAACGCUAAAAGCUCUUCGUGCAAAUUUGAAACUCGCUAUCGAUCAUACAUUACUUCAUUUACCACCUGGACAAACUCCAGUACUCUUAUCAUCAUAUUUACAAGUACUUAUAAUGUCUGAAGGAGAUAAUUUCCUUCACAGAGCAAUUAACGAUAUAUCACUUUUACUUCGAUCGUCUUCUUCUUCUUCUUCUUCUUCUUCUUCUUCUUCUUCUAGCACUACAGGUACAUCUUUUGUCCAACCUGUCAAAGAAGCAGAAGAGAUAGUGAGGAAAUUCUGUACAAAAGAAUUAAGAGGCGUUAAAGGUGGUGUGGGUGAUGUAGAAGAAUAUAUCGCAAAUGCAGCUUUGGAUUUAAUCAUUUUAAGUUCUUGGUCGCUGGCCGCUACUUCAUUAGGUCUGGAUAAUCUACCUACACAUACAUUCGCUCGUGAUCUACGAACAUACGUUACAUUCGCCGAAGCUCUAGAAGUAAACGCGUCAUCUUUGGGUAGACUCAACUCUAGAAUUCGGAAAUUACUGAAUCAGUUGAAAGAUCUGGCUGGAGAUAGUAGGAAAAGCGUUAGAGGUAGAUUAAGGGAUAUCCAGGACGUUAUUGAUAAAGAGUAA
Kwoniella shivajii is the source of this 1239-nucleotide messenger RNA. RefSeq lists its product as uncharacterized. NCBI's taxonomy places the organism in Eukaryota, Fungi, Basidiomycota, Tremellomycetes, Tremellales, Cryptococcaceae. The record is from RefSeq and is a predicted model, not a curated record. The coding region runs from base 1 to 1239 and encodes 412 amino acids. The transcript has 5 exons.